Messenger RNA from Sardina pilchardus (European sardine), 3977 nucleotides. It is a transcript of the gene slc6a17, whose product is annotated as solute carrier family 6 member 17. The record is from RefSeq and is a predicted model, not a curated record. Gene Ontology annotation, biological process: proline transport; sodium ion transmembrane transport; L-leucine transport. Gene Ontology annotation, cellular component: plasma membrane; synaptic vesicle. Bases 203 to 2401 code for a protein of 732 amino acids. NCBI's taxonomy places the organism in Eukaryota, Metazoa, Chordata, Actinopteri, Clupeiformes, Clupeidae. The transcript is spliced from 12 exons.
CUUAUCUUCGAGGAUGCAGCCGUUGUGGGUGAAGUUUUUAUAGGGGCUGACACCGAAGUGUUGAUUGACACCUAUCAAGACCGACAAGAACCAGGCAAGCACAACCCCUUAUCACACAAGACAGAAAAUACAAAGGGACACCAGCCGGUUUGGUCUUCAGCACAUUCUCGAAUCGACGUUGGCGACGCGGUGACCCUCCACCAUGAGGAAGCACAGCAAAGUGGCCCUGCGGCAGCAGAGCAAGGACAAUGUGACGGAGUCGGUGGCGGACCUCCUGGCCCUGGAGGCCCCCCUGGACUACAAGAGCAGUCAGAUGAGCAUGAACGUGCCCCCGGGGGGCGCUGCGCCCAAGACCAAGCCCUCCGAGCCCUCGCCGGACGACGAGGAGGACGGACGCCCCGCCUGGAACAACAAGAUCGAGUACAUUCUGGCCCAGGUGGGCUUCUCCGUGGGCCUGGGCAACGUGUGGCGCUUCCCUUACCUGUGCCAAAAGAACGGUGGAGGUGCAUACCUGGUGCCGUACUUUAUCCUCCUCCUCCUCAUCGGAAUUCCGCUCUUCUUCCUGGAGCUGGCGGUGGGACAGCGGAUCCGGCGCGGGAGCAUUGGCGUGUGGAACUACGUGUACCCGCGCCUGGGGGGCAUCGGAGUCUCCAGCUUAAUGGUCUGUGCUUUCGUGGGGCUGUACUACAACGUCAUCAUCGGCUGGAGCAUCUUCUACUUCUUCCAGUCCUUCCAGUACCCUCUGCCAUGGAGCGAGUGCCCCAUCAGGAGGAACGGAACCCUGGCCUAUCUGGAACCAGAGUGUGAGAGGAGUUCAGCGACGACAUAUUUCUGGUACCGUCAAACCCUCAACAUCACCAGCACCAUCGACGACAGCGGAGGCCUGAACUGGAGGAUGACGCUGUCCCUGUUGGCGGCGUGGGUAAUCGUCUGCCUGGCUGUGAUCAGAGGCAUCCAGUCCUCUGGAAAGGUGAUGUACUUCAGCUCGCUCUUCCCCUAUGUGGUCCUCUUCUGCUUCCUGGUGCGCGGGCUCAUGCUUAAAGGGGCCACGGACGGAAUAGCCCAUAUGUUCACACCCAAGCUGGAGAAGAUGCUGGAGCUGCAGGUGUGGCGUGAGGCGGCCACCCAGGUGUUCUUCGCCCUGGGCCUGGGCUUCGGCGGCGUCAUCGCCUUCUCCAGCUACAACAAGCGCGACAACAACUGCCACUUCGACGCCGUGCUGGUGUCCGUCAUCAACUUCAUCACGUCGGUGCUGGCCACGCUGGUGGUGUUCGCCGUGCUCGGCUUCAAGGCCAACAUCAUGAACGAGAAAUGUGUCGUCGAAAAUGCAGAGAAGAUUCUGGGCUUCCUGAACACAGGUGUGCUGAGCCACGACCUGAUCCCUCCGCACGUCAACUUCUCACACCUUUCCACCGAGGACUACGCCGAGAUGUAUGGCGUCAUCAAAACGGUCAGAGGCGACAGCUUCGACCAGCUGGGCCUGGACGCCUGCCUGCUGGAGGAUGAGCUCAACAAGGCAGUACAGGGCACUGGCCUGGCCUUCAUCGCCUUCACCGAGGCCAUGAUUUAUUUCCCCGCCUCGCCCUUCUGGUCCGUGAUGUUCUUCUUCAUGCUCAUCAACCUGGGUCUGGGCAGCAUGAUUGGCACCAUGACUGGCAUCACCACGCCCGUGCUCGACACGUUCAAGGUGCGCAAAGAGUACCUGACAGUGGGCUGUUGCAUCGUGGCCUUCUUCUGUGGCCUCUUGUUCGUGCAGCGCUCGGGGAACUACUUUGUCACCAUGUUUGAUGACUACUCUGCCGGGCUGCCACUCACCAUAGUGGUCAUCCUGGAGAACAUCUCCGUGGCCUGGAUCUACGGCAGCAAGAGGUUCAUGCAGGACCUGGAGGAUAUGCUGGGCUUCCGGCCGUACUCCUUCUAUUUCUACAUGUGGAAGUACGUGUCCCCGUUCUGCCUCAUCAUCCUCAUCAGCGCCACCCUCAUCGAGAUGGCCCUCAAGCCGCCGGGCUACAACGCCUGGGUACAAGAGCUGGCCACGGAGCGUUUCGAGAGCUACCCCACGUGGGCGCUGGUCAUGUGCAUCUCCCUGGUCGUGGCGGCCAUGUUGCCCCUCCCUGUGGUCUUCAUCCUCCGCCACUACCACCUCAUCCCGGACGGCUCCAACAAGCUGUCCGUCUCCUACAAGAAGAGCAUGAUGAAGGACAUCUCCAACCUGGAGGACGAGUCGCGCUUCAUCCUGGGCAAGAACCCCAGCGAGACGCCGUCGCCCAUGCCAACGCACCGCGCCUACCUGGGGCCCGGAAACUCCUCGCCCAUCGAACUCACCACCACCUCCAUCUCCAGCCACGGCUACGGCACCAGCAGCCAGACCACCACCACCGGGCCUAAGACCGACUUAUGAUUACUCUAGCCCCCUUACACACACACACACACACGCACACACACAAACACACAUGCACACACACACACGUGCACACACACACACAAGCACAGACAGGGUAGAGACAGAAAGAGUGAGUGAGACAGAAUGCCAUACAAAGACAAAGAUGAGACAGGAAGGCAGACAAACAAACAGACAAGACAGACAGACAAGGAGAAAGAGAGAAGGAGAUGUCACAGCACUCUUCACACCUUACCCCUUAAACGAGCCCAGUGCUCAGAAAUAAGCAAACUGCCUCUAUAGCAGGGAGCUCCAAGCCAAGCCCAUCCACCCCGACACAAAACCCAAACUCAGUCCCUCCUGCUCAGUUCCCGAGGGCCUGUGCUGCUACCGCUAACGCUAACUCUGCGCCACUCAAGGCCAGGUUGGUCGUGUGCGACCUGUCGGCUUCAGCACUGCACUGCAGGCAGUGUGGAGAUGUUAGCCACUUGGAUUCAGACCUACAGAGAUGUCACGUCAGCCAGGUCCAAACCCUCCCACCUCUCUGUGUAUCUCUAUGUAUCUAUCGGCUCAGGGUAAGGUGUCCCAAACGCUGCAAUAUAUACAAUAUAUAUAUAUUUUCACGCUGCACUGACAAUGCAGUCUCCUUGCAGAGGUUGUCUUGGUGUUGUAACAGAGCUCACUUUUUUGAGCCUUUUCUCCCCUUAACUGAAACGAAAGGAAAAACAAACAACAAGGAUUGUUAUUUGUAAGCCAUUGUAGUUCACAACAUGCUGUAGAAAAGAUGGAGAUCCAUUCUGCUUCUCUUCCACAGCAUAGCUUUGCUCUGUUGCCUUACCAAAUGGAACAAGUACAUGGGCCUUUGUAAAGAACUUUGGAGCACAGCAAAUGUACGUGAUUGGAAAGGGUUCCCCAAAUUUGGAAUGUUUUAAGUACAUACACACCUACACAAGCACAUUUAAAUGUAAAAAAAAAAUUGGUUGGUAAAACUAAAAGUAUUUACGUCAGCCUGUGUUAAAAAAAAGCCCUACCCUUUUGGCGGUAUCUUGUCAGUUUUCAGUGUCAGAAUCUGGAGGUCCGUAAUAUCUUCGAUAUCUUCUUUAGACAUCUAGUCGUUUUCGUAGAGAGACUUUAGAUUGAAAAUGCACUGUCUCCCAUACCAAAGCACAGACAUCCAUCAGAAGGGUGAGAAUAGAAAAAACUACUAUACUAUACUAUUCCUGAUACUACAGUACAUAAAUGCCCUGAAGUCACUGCCAGCACACCUUAAGACCCACCGUGUGGUGUAGAGCAUGUUUUCAUUCACAGGUAAAUAUUCAAAUGUCUCACUCUAAACAUGUGACUGCUGUUUUCCAUAGUGGAGAACAGUCAGGAAAAAAAAGAUGUAAAAUUAGCUCAAGGGAAAUAGAAGACGUAGUCUGUGAAAGGUCAUGUAUUUAAAAACUGAGAUUCUUCUAUUUCAUCUAUUCUGUGUGCAAUAAGAAAUAUUUAGUGCCGUGCAAGCUGUUACCAUUUGAACUUUUUUUAGUUUGAUUAGCUGUUGUUGUACUGUAGACACAUAAAUGUAUACGUGUGCGUGCGUGUGUGUGUGUGUGUG